UAGGAUGAGUCAGCUCACUGAACACCGGUCCCUCCAUUCUGUCCCACCUCCCCUUCCUCCUUACAGCUCAACCCCCAACUCGCUGCCUGUUUUCUGGAGGGAGCUAUUUGUGGCUGAUCCUCCAGAUACACCCUCUGUCCCUGUCCUGGUCUGGACCCUCUACCCACCCACGGCCUGUCUUUCCUCAGCCUGGAAAUCCUACUCUGGGCCUGGAGUCCCUCUGCUUCUGGCCCUGUCCCCUGGAAUGCCCUCCUUCCUCUCUGCCCAACUCCCCACCCCCGAGGGUUGGACUGUCCAGGACACUCCAACACCACCAAAUUCACGAGCUCUUAAGUUUUGGACCCACCUUGAUUUUUCACCUGACAGCAAGUUCAGAGGUAUGAGAAAAAUAGGAGGAAGCCGGGAAGGAAACAUGAAAAGCUUGCAAGAGGCUCAGGACACUUGCAAAAGAUAGGCUCUGAGCCCCCCAGGAACAAGUGCAAGAAGGGUAAUUGAUGCUCCAUUCUUUCUUUUUUUUUUAAAUGGAGUCUUGCUCUGUCGCCCAGGCUGGAGUGCAGUGGCACAAUCUCGGCUCACCAUAACCUCCGCCUCCCAGGUUCAACCGGUUCUCCUGCCUCUGCCUCCUGAGUAGCUGGGAUUACAGGCAACAACUGGAAACAACCCAAGUGUCCGUCAGCUAGAGAAUGGAUAGACCCAUGUGGUCUGUGCAUACAGUGGAGUGUUGCUCAGUUAUACAAAGAAAAGAAACUAUGGAUACAGGCCACAGGAGGGAUGAACUUCAAAACAUUACAGUAAGUGAAAGAAGUAAAACUCCAUGAGGGAAGUUGGUGGGUAUGGACAUGUUUUUGAACUGGCAGAAUUUUACUGUGUUCAUUGAGGUAUUAGGUAUUGAGUCCCUGUUGACCAGCUACUGUGCUAGGUACGGCCAUUAGAGAAAUGAGAAGCAGACGCCAUCUCCAUUGUGACGAGACUCACCCGAUCAGCCAUUUCUGAUGAACACUCAGAGAAGACAGCAGGUCCCCGACAUCAUAGACCAGCCACUUUAGAAAGUAGUGGCAAAGUAAGGGCUGAGGCCCCAGAUCUGCCUGGAGUCAGGCUGCUUCUACAAGUGCUGUGCCAGCCUCAGUACUGUGGCUGCUCGGGCAGCACCGUUUCAGUUUCAUCAAAGGCUCAGGCAGUACUGGAGUGUGGGUGCCCCAUGGGGUGUAUACUGACCUGUUGUAUCGACUCCAUCUGUGGCUGCUGCAAUGGGGAGGAGGAACCCUGUUAUGAAUCUGAUACUUAUGAGGCUGUGGCUGCUGCAACAUCAGAAUCCACUACUGUAGAGCCUGGCAAGCUGCAUGUGGGAGCCACGGAGGGCCACGACCUGCAGCACAUCAGCAACCAAAAGAUGCCCACAGGUCCCCUUGAGGACAGCCUGAAUUUAAAAUCUCUACCACCAAGUGAGGAAGACUAUGAUGAUGCCCAGAUUUUACCAUCACCCAUCCAGGGUUCUUCUGAGGAAACCUGAAUUUCUAGUAUGCCCACCACCAAGUGAGGC
Messenger RNA from Chlorocebus sabaeus (green monkey), 1540 nucleotides. The record is from RefSeq and is a predicted model, not a curated record. NCBI's taxonomy places the organism in Eukaryota, Metazoa, Chordata, Mammalia, Primates, Cercopithecidae.